Toxotes jaculatrix (banded archerfish) is the source of this 2487-nucleotide messenger RNA. RefSeq names its product receptor-type tyrosine-protein phosphatase gamma-like. Gene Ontology annotation, cellular component: plasma membrane. Bases 159 to 1913 code for a protein of 584 amino acids. Gene Ontology annotation, molecular function: zinc ion binding; carbonate dehydratase activity. The transcript has 17 exons. The record is from RefSeq and is a predicted model, not a curated record. NCBI's taxonomy places the organism in Eukaryota, Metazoa, Chordata, Actinopteri, Toxotidae.
CAUGUUCUACCGACUCUAUAUCACUGACUUGAAAAAUUCUGGGACACUUUUUCACCUGUACCUAUUUGGAAAUGGACACAUGGUUUUGAUGCGACACCUCAAACUAACAACAAACCAUUUUCUUUUUUUUAAGCCUUGGGGGACUUGAGACCUGAACUAUGUAUCACCACUACCUGCUCCUGUGCCUGAGUUUGGGCACUUUGGUGAAAUAUGCUGCUGGAAAUGAAUGGUGCUAUCAUGGCUGUGAAAAGUCCCCUGAUCACUGGCGAGAUCUCCCUGGUUCCUUCUGUGGAGGACAAAGGCAGUCCCCGAUUAAUAUAGCCACCAGCCAUGUACAGAUCGACCCUAACCUGCUCAACUUUACCUUCAUCAACUUCUCCUCUCAACACGCCUUCAAGACCAUCGUAAACAAUGGACAUACAGUGAAAUUGACGUUGAAGGAAAAUGAAGUUGAAGUGAGCGGCGGUGGACUUAAUGGAACUUAUUCUACAAUCCAGUUUCACUUUCACUGGGGUGAUACAGAACAUCAUCCAGGAUCAGAGCACAUGAUUGAUUGGGACAGAUAUCCAAUGGAGAUGCACAUUGUCAGUCUGAAGAAAGGUCUUAAUGUGGAAGAGGCCACGGCCGAGUCAGAGGGAAUUGCUGUUCUUGGGUUUUUCAUAAAUGCAACAGAAGAUGAUUUGUCAGAACCAUGGAGAAAUCUCGCAUCUUACCUGACAAAUGUCAAAGACACUGAGAUGACUAUAAACCAUAGCAUCUCUCUCGAUGACCUGAUUGGAGAUGUCGACCGCACAAAGUUCUAUCGGUACAUGGGCUCCCUGACCACCCCCAGCUGCAACGAAGCAGUCGUGUGGACGGUCUUUCAUGAGCCAAUCAGUGUCCCCAAAAGUCUGAUUCAGCAGUUUCCCGCCAAAACAGAGUUCGCCAAUGUUUAUCGGCCACCACAAGAUCUCAAAGAUCGUGAAGUGUUUGCCUCCCCUGGAACUCCUCUCAGUGGUCCGUGGUGCUAUGAUGAACAUCACUGCAGCUACAAUCCGUCACAGUGGGGCUCUCUGCCUCACUCCCACUGCAGUGGUGAACACCAGUCACCCAUCAACAUCGAGACCCAGAAUGUUGUCAUGGACGAACACCUUGAUGCCCUCACCUUCACAAAGUUUGACGACAAACAUGCCAUCAAGUACAUCACCAACACAGGCCACUCAGUGAAGUGUGUACUGAAGGAGGAUAUGGUGGAGGUGUCAGGGGGAGGUCUGGGACACGUCUACUCAACCCUUCAGUUCCACUUUCACUGGGGUUUGCAAGACUCUGACGGCUCAGAGCACACAGUGGAUUCAAAAAGAUACCCAAUGGAGAUCCAUAUAGUGAGUAAGAGGAAGGAUUUACCUCUGGAUGAAGCAAUAAGGACUUCUAAUGGUCUGGCAGUUCUGGGAUUCUUUAUUGAGGCUGCAGAUUCAACCAAAAGCAGCAGCAGCAGCAGCAGUUCAGAACAUGAAGUGACAAAUCCCACAUCGAGUCCAACAUCUGAUACAGGAGCCUGGAAAAAAAUGACCAGCUACCUCUCAGCUAUUCAAAAUAUCAGCUCAGAAGUUGAAUUCAAAGGCGACUUCUCCAUUGACGACUUGCUUGGCAAUGUGAACCGAGCUGCAUACUACCGCUACAAUGGCUCCUUAACCACCCCUUUGUGUAAUGAAGCAGUGGUUUGGACAGUCUUUAAAGAAUCUAUCAAGGUGGACCAAAACCUGAUAAUGUUGUUCCCGACUCAGGCAGGAUAUCAGAAAGCGUUUCGGGCUACACAGCCUCUCCAUAGCAGGACAGUCUACUCCACCAUGUCAGCAGCCACUGCCCCUGGACCCAUCAUACUGUUUCUGCUGCUGGGAUGUCUCUGUGCCUCUCUAUUUAGUCUGUGCCUGUGAAGAAGUUAACUUACUAAAACUGCUGUGAAGAAUAAUCAUAUAUUGCACUAAUUAAUCUGUUUUGCACUGUUCAGAUUAUUUAAAUAUUUAUUAGCAAAAAGCAGAGUGGUGAUUGACAUCUUCACUAGUUAUAUAAUCUGACAAUCAAGAUAUUGUUAAUUAUGGGCUGACCAGGGAAGUUUUUAUCUUUUGAAACCUUAUCAUGGUUUGUUAAACUUCAGGGUGUUAUCAGGCUCGCUGUCCGACUUUAACUAUAUUAGUAAACAAAAUAAUAACUGCCAAACAAUCAUCACCUCUAGAUUUGUAGGAAAAUGAAGCAGGUAUCUAAUGUAAUUGUAUACCCAUUUCUCUUUCAAAUCUUGUACAGUGUAUAUAAUAAACAAAAUGAACAAUUACUUUUUAAGUAAUUCAAGGGGUAAUUGUCUAAUAUGCUAACCACUACAGCUGCUGAUCACACAGAAGAAGAAAAAAAGAAUUCAGUGACGUCAUGAGUGCUCUAGUGAGUGCUGUGUGUUUUAUCAGCAGGAAAUGUUACUGCAACCUGUGAAAACUAAAAUAAACUGUUAUAUAUAUA